AUGCUUCCUUCCUUUCCAGUCUUGGCUCUUGGUACUCUGCUAACCUUGGGCUUGAGCCAGCCAUUCCAAUUUCAAGAACAUGUAUUUCUCCGAUUUCUGGGCCUAGACAAGGCACCUUCACCCCGGAAGUUCCAAUCUGUGCCUUAUAUCUUAAGGAAAAUCUUCCAGGAUCGAGAAGCAGCAGCAACUGCUGGGGUCUCUCAAGAUUUAUGCUACAUAAAGGAGCUGGGUGUCAGUGGGAAUGAACUCCGACUCCUCCCAGACCAAGGUUUUUUGCUUUCUCAAGCCUCCUCUUGCCUUCGGAAGCACCUUUAUUUUAACUUGUCUGCCAUCAAAGAAAAGGAGCAGUUAACAAUGGUCCAGCUGCACCUGGACUUGGGGCCCAAUGCUUACGACAACCUGGGACCAGAACUAGAAUUGGCUCUGUCUCUAGUUCAGGAGCCUCAUGUGGGAGCUGGAUCCCUCCCUAAGCCAGGUAAAAUGUUUGCAUUUCGGUCAGUGCCAUGGCCCCAAGGUGCCCUUCACUUCAACCUGCUGCAUGUAGCUAAGAAUUGGAAUAACAACUCCCAGAAGAACUUGAGUUUAUUUCUGGAAAUCCUGGUCAAGGGACACAGAGACACUAAGGUGAAUUUUCAGGUUGAGGAGGAUGUCUGUGCUCAACUGAGAUGCCACCUUCAUGCUUCCCUGCUGGUGGUGACCCUCAACACUGAGAAGUGCCACCCUUCAUCCCGAAAAAAGAGGUCAGCCACCCCUGAUCCCAAGGCUUCUUGCAAGAAUCUCUGCCAUCGUCAUCAGCUGUUCGUCAGCUUCCAGGACCUGGGUUGGCACAAGUGGAUCAUUGCCCCUAAGGGGUUCAUGGCAAACUACUGCCAUGGAGAAUGUCCUUUCUCACUGACCACCUCUCUCAACAGCUCCAAUUAUGCUUUCAUGCAAGCUCUAAUGAGUACAGCCGACCCAGAAGUACCCCAGGCUGUCUGUAUCCCCACCAAGCUGUCUCCCAUCUCCAUACUCUAUUAUGACAAUGAUGACAAUGUCAUUCUACGACAUUACGAGGACAUGGUGGUUGAUGAGUGUGGGUGUGGGUAG
Molecule: messenger RNA, 1086 nt
Organism: Orycteropus afer afer
Lineage: Eukaryota; Metazoa; Chordata; Mammalia; Tubulidentata; Orycteropodidae
Gene: GDF3
Product: growth differentiation factor 3
Exons: 2
Coding region: 1-1086 (361 amino acids)
Biological process (GO): BMP signaling pathway; SMAD protein signal transduction
Cellular component (GO): extracellular region
Molecular function (GO): cytokine activity; growth factor activity
Source: RefSeq, a predicted model, not a curated record